GCCGUGUGUGUGUGUGUGUGUGUGUGUGUGUGGUUGACAUGGAUUUGAUCAGAGGACAGGUCGGGCACUGAUAAAGACGGUAACUAGCUAGUAAAGGACUGCACAGGGAAAGACGAUGAUGGACAUCAGGCAAUGGAUAGGUGAAGAUGACAGCUGUUAUUGAUUAAAUGACACUUUUCAUUUUAGCCUUUGACAGAGUGUGAAUACCACAUUGACUCCAAGAUUCUGCAGAAACCAGUUGAUCUGCGUGGGAAUCUGAUCUGCACAGAGCAUCAUACACUCACAUAAUCUGUAGGCCGGCCAGGUGUAAGCUACAGGUUUAGACACAGAUGCGUAUAGAUGUCUCAGAUGUGACAGGGGACAGACGGACAGAGGGACAGGUCCAGGCUAACAAACAGGUAUUGGUGAUGGAGGAGAGAGGGCAGGUAUCAGACAGAGACCCCUGGCCAGUGGCCCCUGAGGUCAGAGAGAUGGGGGUUAAGGGACCCAGCUUUAAGCCCCAAGUGGAGGGGGUGAAGCAGACACUGAGGGUGACGAACCCCCUGGUUCGGGAGUGUUUGGGAGAGCUGAUGGGAACCUUUGUUCUGCUGAUGUUUGGCUGUAGUGCAUCAGCCCAGGUGAAGACCAGUAGAGAGACUAAAGGACAGUACCUCUCAGCCAACAUGGCCUUCUCUGUAGGGGUCAUGUCUGCCAUGUACCUCUGCAAGGGGGUCUCAGGAGCCCAUCUGAACCCAGCGGUCACUCUGAGUUUCUGUUCGUUGGGCAGGGUGCCCUGGGUGAAGCUGCUCCCAUACUCUCUGUGUCAGGUGCUGGGAGCUUACCUGGCCUCUGGCCUGGUCUUCCUGGUCUACUAUGAUGCUAUCAUGGACUUCAGUGGAGGGAAUUUGACAGUGUACGGGGCAAAUGAGACGGCAUCCAUCUUUGCCACCUAUCCCGUAGAGCACCUAUCUCUCAGCAGCAGCAUCCUAGACCAGGUGGUGGGCACUGCCAUGUUGAUGCUCUGCAUCCUCCCAUUGGAUGACCAGAAGAAUAGUCCUGCCCCCGACGCUCUGAUCCCGCCCAUCGUUGCCGUGGUAGUCCUGGGGAUCAGCAUGUCGAUGUCGUCCAAUUGCGGAGGAGCGAUAAACCCCGCUCGUGACUUGGGGCCACGCCUCUUGACACUGACCGCCGGCUGGGGCACUGAAGUUUUCACGUGUUAUAACUACUGGUUCUGGGUUCCCCUGACGGCUCCUCUGCUGGGAGGGAUGGUGGGCUCUGGGAUGUAUCUGGUCUUCAUCGCAUGGCACCUGCCCGACCUUCCAACGAACCCCCCCAUAGAUAGCCCCUCUACUAAACCUACCGCGGAGGUGUGGAAGCAGCCCCCCGCACCAGAGAAGGAAGGGGUGGAGUUGAAAAUAGGGUAGAGACAUUCAGGCCUACUGUUGAAGUGAGAAUGUAUUUCCAGCAUUAGCCACUGGGUUUGCUGCAGGCAGAAAGUCCAAGGAAAUGCUCUUUAAUUGACACAAGCUGUCUCCAAUCAAUCAUUCAAUGUCUGGAUGUGAGUGAGUGACUGUUAUGGGGGGGUAAGGUGAGGCGUAUCUCUACAAAAUGUAAUUGCACAAAGCCUAUUAUUUGGCAGGGAAUAAUAUUUGUACACUGAACAAAAUGUUAAAUGCAACAUGUAAAGUGUUGGUCCCGUGGUUUAUGAGCUGAAAUAAAAGAUCCCAGACAUU
Coregonus clupeaformis (lake whitefish) is the source of this 1712-nucleotide messenger RNA. RefSeq names its product aquaporin-10. Gene Ontology annotation, cellular component: plasma membrane; basolateral plasma membrane. Lineage: Eukaryota; Metazoa; Chordata; Actinopteri; Salmoniformes; Salmonidae. Bases 330 to 1403 code for a protein of 357 amino acids. Gene Ontology annotation, biological process: water transport; glycerol transmembrane transport. Gene Ontology annotation, molecular function: urea transmembrane transporter activity; glycerol channel activity; water channel activity. The record is from RefSeq and is a predicted model, not a curated record. The transcript has 7 exons.